Molecule: messenger RNA, 529 nt
Organism: Exserohilum turcica Et28A
Lineage: Eukaryota; Fungi; Ascomycota; Dothideomycetes; Pleosporales; Pleosporaceae
Exons: 2
Coding region: 47-427 (126 amino acids)
Source: RefSeq, a predicted model, not a curated record
GCUGUUACUUCCAUAUUUCCAAGCUUCUAUAUACACUGCAGAAGAUAUGGAAGGCGUCAACGGAAAGGCCGGCGGCGGAGCGAGACACAACGAUAUCUCUGUCAAAUUUUGCGACCAAGGGCAACCUCUGCCUACGACACCCUUAAACCCUACAACGCCUUCGCCCUCUGCAUGCCCAUACCACUUUGUCAAGCUUGAAACGCCCUUGCUCCAAAAUAUUCCUCCGGGUGUGCACCCUCUCCAACAACUGGAAUACACGCCACUCUGCGACCUUCCCGUGGGCAUAUCCGGGGACUGCAAUGUUGGCACUGCGGCCUCUGCUGGAUGUGCCUGUGUGUACAAUUCUAACAUGUUGAACGACGCAAUGUUCCGCGAGCUGGAUGCCAUGACCCAGGAACCAAAGGAAAAGGAAAAAUCCCCGGCCUAGCGCCGCUACUCGGUGGUGUCAGCCACCCCAGCCUUCCACCUUUUCAUUUGUUCGAGCUGCGGGUGAUUCUUACGAGCAUAUGGCUCUCAUGAUGGUCAGAGG